Messenger RNA from Chara braunii, 3346 nucleotides. The record is from the annotation of a GenBank genome assembly. Lineage: Eukaryota; Viridiplantae; Streptophyta; Charophyceae; Charales; Characeae.
AGAUGCGGGCUAGACCAGGUUGGAGUAGGAUGCUAAGUAGGUGAGUGCCUUUGGUUUCCUCUUAACAGAAAAUUGGAAAAGGAGGCCUACCAAGAUGUCGGAGUGUGGCAGCAUAUCGGAUGGCGCCGGAAGGGUCCUGACCCUCGAGGACCUCAUCGCAGCCCUAGAUCGAUAUGAGAAGACCCCAAGUAACGUUCCGAAGGUUGAGACCUUUCAUUUCAAUGGGGAAAGGGUCUUAGAUUGGCUAGAUCUGGUGGAGCAGGCGAUGGCGGGACUGUCAGACGAGGUGAAAUUCCAGCGCAUUAUGAGGUACGUGCUCCAUGGGCACCAUCAGGAGGUGCAGAAGGUCGUGGAUGCUGCCAAUGGCAGUUGGGCAAGGUUUAGGGAGAGCAUGCUGCGCAAGUAUCGGUUGGGUGAUGGGUUGCUUACCAUCUCGGACCUUGAGGCGAUGAACAAUGACGACUUUACCACGAUAGGGGCCCUCGUACAAGAGUUUAAGAAGAAGGCAAAGAAAGUUCACGGGAUCUCUGAGGAAAGGCAGUGCGCCAUCUUUCUGGGAUUGCUCACUGCGUCAGAGGCAGCCGAGUUGACGAGUCAUGGAGGAGGCAGCGCAAAGCUCACCUGGGCCACCAUCGACAGAGGAGUGGAGGAUGGGAGUUUAGACCAGGAUCUGCAACGACUAAAUGCGGUAACGGUGCGAGAUGCAGGAGGCUUGCCGAACGCAGAUGCACUGUCAGAGUCAUGCGCAGGGAGGCCUAUAAUCUCACUUACAGACCUCUAUUCCGGGUAUGAUCAAUUUCCUGUAUACCCGCCCGAUAGGCCGGUGACGGCAAUGCACAAGCCAAAGGGGCUAAUCCACAUGAAUGUGGCCCCUCAGGGUUGGACGAAUGAGGUGGCGAUGGUGCAAAGGCAUAUGAUCAGGGCCAUGCAAACAGUCAGUCCGCACAUCACUCAGCCCUAUAUCGACGACUUGGCGGUCAAAGGGCCAAAGGAGAAAGAGGAGGACGAGGUGCAGCCCGGAGUGAGGCGUUUUGUUUGGAGGCAUAUCCAGGAUCUCGAUCGAGUCUUGGGCCUGCUGGAAGAGUAUAACCUCACUACGAGUGGACCAAAGUCCAAGCACUGCAUGAGAGAGGUCACCAUCCUGGGGUUUGUCUGCAACGAGAAUGGUCGGAAGCCGGACGUGAAGAAGACAGACAAAAUCCUAGAAUGGCCGGUGCCUUUACAGUCCAUAACGGAUGUGAGAAUCUUUCUUGGCACCUGCGGAUUUUGGAGGAGCUUCGUGAAAGACUUUGCCGCCAAGACUGAGCAUUUAAGGAAGCUGGUGCGCCAGGACCAGGAGUGGGUUUGGGGUGCAGAUCAGAAAGAUGCGGUGACUAGGAUGGAGGGAGGGUUCAGGGAAGGAGGAUUGGUGCUGGGGGCGCCAAACUAUGAGGGGACUGAAGAAAAGUCAUUUAUCAUCGAGACAGACGCUGGGCCAACUGCAUCGGGAGGGGUUUUGAUCCAGGCGGAUGCCGAAGGAGAGGAGAGGCCGCUAAGAUUCGAAAGUCGUACUCUUAACACGACUGAGAGGAACUACUCUCAGUUUAAGAAAGAGAUGCUUGCGGUACUCCAUUGCCUAAGGAUCUUCCGGAAUUACGUCUUCGGCAGGAGAUUUAUAUUAAGGGUGGACUCUACGACACUUGCGUGCUCCCUGAAGAAUUAUACACCAUCUGACCCAACCGUCGCCCGAUGGUUAACGUACAUUUGGAUGUUUAAUUUCGAGCCGGAAAGGAUCCCGAGAAAUAAGAAUAGAGUUGAUGGCCUGAGCCGCGUCAACUGGGACAGUAUGGAUCAGGAGUCGACCGAAGACACCCCGCCAGUCGACGGGUUCCUGGAUCAGGAAGAAGACGUGCGACUCCAUAUAAACAAGUGGGCGCUGUUUGACUUUUUGAAGGCAGUCAUGAAGAGGGGCGGGCGGGGCACACGACCACGACAGAGACCUCUCGGGGCAUCCGGAGGGGAGGAGCGGCAUGGGCCCUUCAGGAGAGAGCCUACACCCGUGUUUGAUGACGACAAUAUCGAGCUCUUCUUGGACGCCUACCGAGAGCAUGCAGCCCAGAGAGGAUGGGACGUGUUUGAGAGGGUACGUCACUUGAGGGGAAUUGGGAGGUUCAAGGAGCCCAUUGCGCAAACCAGGGAGGAGGCCCUGACCUGGUCAGAGGUAGAGGCAAGGAUGCAGAGAUUGAGAGCUUCACCUUUGGGGAGUAAUGGGCUACCUAUCCGCUUGGAGGAAGAGAAAGUAGAGGAGUUCAUCUCGGCAUACGAACAGUAUAUGAGCGAUCAGGGGGUUCCGCGGGAUGAGUCGGUGCAGGCGCUUCUCAUUUGGACCAGAGGAGCGGAGCGUCCGCUGGUGAGGCAGAUCCGGGCUAAGCACCCUGACAUUGAGGAGCCCAGCCUGGUUGGGCCAUCAUCGGGGCCAGCAUGUACUGAGUUAAAGGAGGGCUCGCAAGUUGUGACUGGGGAAGUCACGGAGGCAAGCACAGGAAAGGAGCCAGACGAAGUCGCCCAGGUAAAGUGUGCCAAGGUACGAGCUCGCCUUGCGGAGAUACAUGAGCAAAGGGACAGGAUGGAGGCUGCAGGGAUAGCGCCAAUGCCACCAGUCGACCCUAAGAUGAGUGAGCAGAGGAUUGAUGAGUUGUGGGCCAGAUAUGAGGGACAGAGAGAGGCAGCUCGCCAGAGGGCACAAGAGACGGGUCAGGCAACUGAGGGUGCAGACGAUGCGAUAGAGGUUGGGGAGCUGGGUUUUUUGGCCACUAGAAAGGUCAUCGAGUGGGUGGACAAGGAGAUAAAGCAGACAUCCAUCACGGCUUUUCAAAGGUACUCGCUACUCAAUGAUGAGCUGACCCUCAGGAAAGAGGAGAUGGAACAGCUGACUGCCCAACUCGCAAAGGAGAGGGCCGAGAACAAGGCCUGGCAAACUCGCCUGGAGGCAAAGAAGGUUGAGUGGGAGGCGAAGCUCAAGGAAAUGGCGGCCGCAAUGGAAAGACUUGUCGCUACCAAGGUGAUCGACUGGGCUGAGCAAAGCAGGUACGGCAUCCAAGGCAAGGGGGUGCAAGGGCUGUUGGCCAAGAGGAGGCGGCAGAGACAUCUCGGCAAGAGAAGUUGGGGAAGGUAUUUCUGGACCCAGGUAUUUCUGGCCAAGAGGAGGCGGCAGAGGAGGCGGCCAACACUAGGAUCUGUUGCUGUAGACCGCGGAUUGUGCAUCCCGCUGUGUAUGGCUGCGGAGCCACUGAAGGUUGUCGUUGGUGAUCCGCUGAGGAUUACGAUUGCUGACUACUACUGAUGUUACUAAAGGUUGCCGUUAAGG